This is a messenger RNA of Myxocyprinus asiaticus (Chinese sucker), 4232 nucleotides long. RefSeq names its product cingulin-like protein 1. The record is from RefSeq and is a predicted model, not a curated record. The transcript is spliced from 20 exons. Bases 440 to 3154 code for a protein of 904 amino acids. Gene Ontology annotation, cellular component: myosin complex. Lineage: Eukaryota; Metazoa; Chordata; Actinopteri; Cypriniformes; Catostomidae.
UGACUCAAACUCGUGCAGGUGUGACCUGUGACCACGCCCACAUCUGCACAGAUGAUCCGCCCAGGUGUCAAAGUCACCGCGCGUUCGCAGUGUGCUCAGAUUCACCUGUGACACACGCGAGGAAACAGAUCGUGAUCCGGAUUGAACGAAUCCUGCAGAAAGUGAUUGAUCGAGUAACAUCAGUGUCUGAGAUUUACUACAGAAAGUCAAAAGGAGAUAAACCACGUGAACCAACAAUCAAGAUCUGAAGGAGACGACAGAAGGAGUUUGUGAGCGGUCAGUAGUGAGAGGCUGAACAUCCCCUACAAAGUGCACUCGACUUUGAGACACUUGUGAAAGAGCAAGAGUGCACUACAGAAGUGUAUUGUAGGUGUUUUGUGGAGCGGGCUCUAAACAACCUGCUGAACAACGACACAAAUUCAGCCUACUGACCAACGGGAUGCCAGGAAUGAGUGCACAGGAAACUAGCAUGGGCACAGAAAGUAAAGAAACAGCAUGUAUCUCAGAACACAACACGGGCCUUUCUAACGGACCGGUCACCACAGAAACGCAUUCACCCACAGGAAGGAGUGUCAGCAUGGAAGACGAGGACAGACACUGGACGGCCAAUAAGAAGGUGGCGAUGUUUACAGGGUCUAGUCUCACGCGGUCUGGAAGUGUCAAAGAUCUCAUCCACAAGUUCUCCUCAAGUGAUGGACCACACAUGCCCAACAGGUCUUUGCCUCCUUUGUGCACAAGUGCGUCGUUGAGGGUCAAAAGUCAAGAGUUGGAAAGAACAGGGGGACAGGAUUCUGGCAGCGCUGGGAAAUUGAGACGUGAAAAGCGAGAUGGCGUGAAGAACCAGAACCGUGGUUCCUCUAGUGAAGUGUCAGAGGCCAAAAUGCAAAAUCUGCCUCGCUCCAAAAGCGCAGAGCCAAAACGUCAAAGCACAGAAAAAAAACAUGAAGAAAACACUGCCAACACAGCAAAGGCAACAAACACGGCAAGCAACAAAUACAGCAAAGACAACAAGCACUCAAAAGACAGAUACCAUUGCACCAAAGACAAGCAAGAUGCUUCGGUUUCUGGUGCGCAUUCCAACUACAACGACGAUAAGCAGCACGUCAGUACUCCAUCUGAGGAUGAACCCACUACCCCUCGAAUCCGACCGAACCCCAAGUACCAGCUCUUCCUGGGGUCCAACGGUACCAGCGGCUCUAACGGUUCAGUGGGAGAGAGCGGUCCAACCAGCGGCGGAACCAACGGAAACCUUCUGAGACUCAAUUCAACCAUGCGCGGAUCAAUGGAGUCACUGUCGUCACGUGACUGGGACAGCAUGUCCGACAGAACGGGUGGAUUUGAAAGCCCUCCCAGAGUAUUUAACAGUCCAUAUGCAACACUGUCACUGGACUAUAAUCCCUUAAACAGAAUGUCUGAUUUUAAGACACAGGAAAUGAUGUCACCUGCCAUCUCAGAGAUGAACCUGUUUGGUUUGAACAGAAGUGUGAGUCCCGUUCACAGUCCAGUCAUGGCUCAUCGCUCACGCAUUGCCAGCUACGAAAGUCUCACUCGCAGACGAGAGCCUCCUCCAGGUCAAUUAAUCCUGCAGCGAAACAACCAGCCAAACAAGCGUGAUUUCAUCCAGGAACUGACCAGACAACUGGAGGACUGUCAGAGGAGGAAUCAGUUUCUGGAGGCAGAGAGUAUCGAGAUGGAAAAAGAGAGAAAUCAGAUCCGCUUUGAGAUGAGGGGUCUGCUGGUGAAUAAUGAAGAUCUGCUGCGCACAAACACACAGAUGCAGGGAGAGAUGAGCCGACUGAGAGACAAGAUCGUUGAGUUAGAGAGCAACAACAACGUCCUGAUAGAACGCUUCAAACAGAUGGAGAAAGAGCUGAAGGAGGCUCGAGAGGUGAUGGUAGAAGCCAACACGCAAGAAUACGCCUUCAACUUCCUGCAACAGUCACUCAAGAACAAAAUACAAGACACAGAGGACGCUCUGGAGAAACAGACGCAGCACGCUCAGACUCUAUCUGAGAAACUGUGGCUCACCGAACGCAGUCUAGAAGAACUGGAGGUGGAGAAAGAAACAAAAGCCAAGAAAGCUCUAGAACUCAGUAACAGUGUGUUCAGACUGGAGACGGAGUUGUCAGACGCUCUUCAGGAAUCCAAUCAUGCUCGAGCUGAACUGAGUCUGCAGCAGAAACUGCGAGCGGAUGCGCAGCUGCGUGUGGAGGAACUGGAGGAGAGCGUUCUGGAGAAAGAUCAAGAGCUCCUGCGUCUCACACAGAUCGUCAGCAGACUGCAGGGAGAGGUGACGGUCAAGUUGAGCGAUCGGGAACAGACUCUAGAAGAAGAGAUUCAGUUGCGUGAACGUGUUCAGCUUCAGUGUAAACAAGCCGAGAGAACUGUGGAGGAUUUACGCGUGGAAAUGCAGACGCUGAGUCAGACAAGAGACGAUCUCGCCAAACAACUCAAACUAGCACAGGAGAAGAUCAUUGAUCUAGAGAGUGAUCUAGAGGAUCUACAGGAGAAUGAGCAGAGAUGGGCGUCCAAACACAAGAGAGCUCUGGAUCAGUCUGAACAGCUGCAGCUGAAACUCAUUCAGGAGAAAGAUCUGAACGACCAGCUCGAGUGUGAGAAAGCCAUUCUAGAGAGACAGCUGCGUGAUCUACGCUCUGAGAUGGAGGAACUGCAGAAUAACAGAGUUGAAGUGGAUUCCAUUACAAGAGCUGAGAGCAAAGCUAAACAACUGGAGAUUACACUCCGAACAGAAGAGAGGAAUAAAGUGGUGAUGGCAAACACCAUCAGUAAACUAGAGAGGAAGAUUAAUGAACUGACGGAACAGAUCGAGGAAGAGCACAAGAUCUCCACUGAACAGAGAGAGCUGAUGACUCAGCGUAUCCGUUCACUGAAGCGACAGCUGAAUGAGGCCGAGGAAGAGGCGAGUCGACGUGAUGUUCAGCACAGACACACACAGAGAGAACUGAUGGAGGAGAGAGAAGCUAACAGCAGACUGCAGAGACAACUACUGGACCAACACAUGACGAUGAAGAGGAAAGAGUCGAGACAGACCCUGGAGAACCUGAAACUGGAUCUGAGUGUGGAAGAGGAAGAGGAACAGAACGAGAACAAGAACGAGUCCAAAUCCACAGAAAAGCAUGUGACGCAGGUGUGACCCUAAACACCCAACUAAAACAAACCAGAACUUUCAGAUUCAUCCAAACAAACACAGGCCAACGGGACCAAACUGAAUCUGAAGUGCUUCAUGAACUAAAUCAAAAUAAUACAGAAAAUCUGUAAACCACCAUCAACUUGCAUCCAAACAUUAAAACCACCAGCAGAGACCAGAUGUUUAUAAAGCUUAGAAAACAAGACAAGCGAUCAGGUCGACACGUCCUACUGCCGGCUUCAUAUGAACUGAAUAGAAGUCUUUCCUCCAGCACUGUUGCUCUUAGGAAUAUAAUUGUUGCAGAUAUACAUUUCUUUCAUAUAAACUAAACUCCCUUUACAGGUGAAGAGCUUCACUGCCAAAUUCUUUGAAUGGGGAAAAAACCGUUUUCCAAUAUGAUAUGUGCAUUCAUUCUCUGAUUACUUCAGUUUACAAUAAGCUAUUCAGUAGUUAAUUGGUUAUCCAAAUACAUAUCUAUUCUGUUAUUUUUCUGUCCAAUUGCUGUUAAUGCAUUUAAUAGUCUUUGUUUACAUAUGUAUCGACAAUCAAAGAGAUAUUCACUAAGGAAUGUGUAGUUAAUCUGACAUCCUGUUGAUCAUUCCCUUUAUAAGAUUUUAUUUGAUGUAUUUUGGGACUUUUCAUCUUUAUUUGACCAUUGAACUGACUUGUACUGCAUGCAUUUCUUUGGCCUUUCAUGAAUAUAGGGGAAUAUUAUUUCUGUGUGUGUGUGUGUGUGUGUGUGUGUGUGUGUGUGUGUGUGUAAACUUGCAUGCAUUAAAACAGAGAUGCCUGGGUGUAAUGUAUAUUAAUUCUGUUGAAGGAUAUUAACCAGUUGAAAUUAGUGAACAGUAUAGAUGUUGAGGAGAACCCGAGUAGCACACUUAAAAAAUAAAAUGUGUAUGUGUCCAAAAGAAUAUGUACAUUUAAUGAGGACUCUGUAGUUUCACUGUAAAGCAACGUUAGAUGAUCACACGCUGCAUUUGGUGCAACCUAAACAAAGCAACAAAAAAACACUGUAAUGUACUCAAAGAUGUUUUGUCUGUAGUUCUAAGUUUAAUGUGGAAUAAAAUAUUCUAAACCAAGA